UCUGCAGAACUAUGUACCUUUGGACCAGCGGCUUUACAUUGCAGUGCCUCUCCCCUUCUUGCUGAAUAUUUAAAUUAGACUUUUAAUAUCACACCAGCUGCUCAGCAGACACAUGGUGAAUUGCUGUCAUUCCCAGGAUUGCAUCUUUGACGGCCAAGCCCUCCGCAAGCUUUUUUCAGACAAGCGAAGACCACGAGGAAGAAGUAGCCGCCCACGGAUCCCCUGAACCCCCCCCCCCCCACUGCCUUUCCUCCUAGCGCGUGUCACAUCGCCCCCUAGCCAUGGAGCAGGGAAUGGAAUACUGGUUUGCCCAGAUACAGCAGAAGGAUGUAGGGAAAAGGCUUCAGGUGGGACCGGACCUGAUAGAAUGCCUGUCGGAUAAACAGAAAUCGAUGGAUCUAGAACAGGACCAGACUCUGCUGGAUAAAAUGGUGGAUGCGCUGGCUACGUCCUGGGUGAAUUCUAGCAAUUACAAGGUGGCGUUGCUGGGAAUGGAUAUUUUAUCAGCUUUAAUUGCUCGAUUGCAAGAUCGCUUCAAAAAUCAGAUUUGUACAGUCCUGCCCAGUCUGAUGGAUCGAUUAGGUGAUGCAAAAGAUUCAGUCCGAGACCAAGAUCAGAACCUGCUGCUGAAGAUAAUGGAGCUGUCAUGCAGCCCACAGUAUGUCUGGGAUCGGAUGCUGGGAGGCUUCAAGCACAAGAAUUUCCGCACCCGGGAAGGGGUCUGUCUCUGCCUUAUAGCGACUCUUAACAUAUACGGAGCAAACAACCUGACUCUGAGCAAGAUUGUACCUCACAUAUGUAACCUGCUCGGGGACCCCAACAGUCAGGUGCGAGAUGCAGCAAUAAAUUGCCUGGUGGAAAUCUACAAACACGUGGGAGAGCGCGUUCGUGCCGACCUCAGCAAGAAAGGGCUUCCCCAAUCCCGAUUGAAUGUCAUUUUUGCCAAAUUCGACGAAGUGCAGAAAUCCGGGGCCAUGAUCCAGACAUCGCUGGAUAAAAACUUUGAUGAUGAAGAUUCAGUUGAUGGAAACAGACCUUCAUCAGCCAGCUCUACCGCAUCGUCCAAAGCACCUCCCUCUGCGCGCAAACCGGUAGCCAUGGGGACAGCUCGGAGACCGGGAACGUCUACAGGGGCCACCAAGCCAGGAGCCAAGGAAGGUGCCGGAGGUCUAGACGAGGAGGACUUCAUCAGAGGGUUUGAAGAUGUUCCAACCGUGCAGAUCUAUUCCAGUAGAGAUCUGGAGGAAUCUUUGAAUAAAAUUCGGGAAAUACUUUCGGAUGAUAAGCAUGACUGGGAGCAGAGGAUAGUUGCGCUUAAGAAAAUUCGUUCGCUCCUCCUGGCCGGUGCUGCCGAGUAUGACAAUUUUUUCCAGCACCUGCGGCUGCUUGAUGGGGCCUUCAAGCUCUCAACUAAGGAUCUGCGUUCCCAGGUGGUCAGAGAAGCUUGCAUUACCCUGGGGCAUCUCUCAUCAGUUUUGGGAAACAAAUUUGACCACGGAGCAGAGGCAAUCAUGCCCACAGUCUUCAAUCUUGUCCCGAACAGCGCCAAAAUUAUGGCCAGUUCCGGUGUGGUUGCCGUUCGCUUAAUUAUCCGUCAUACUCAUGUCCCGAGGCUCAUACCAAUCAUUACAAGUAACUGCACCUCCAAGUCUGUGGCAGUUCGAAGGCGCUGCUUUGAAUUCUUAGAUCUGCUCCUACAAGAAUGGCAGACUCAUUCACUUGAGAGGCACAUAUCAGUGUUAGCGGAAACCAUCAAGAAAGGAAUACACGACGCUGAUUCAGAAGCGAGGAUCGUCGCACGAAAGUGUUACUGGGGAUUCCACAGCCAUUUCAGCAGGGAGGCGGAGCACUUGUACCAUAACCUGGAGUCGUCCUAUCAGAAGGCCCUGCAGUCGCAUUUUAAGGGCUCGGACAGCAUCGUCUCUCUCCCCCAAUCUGACCGCUCUUCAUCCAGCUCACAGGAGAGCUUAAACCGACCUUUAACAGCCAAGAGGAGCCCGCCUGGCAGUGCUGCAUCCAGAGUUUCUGCAGCGCCGGUGAAGACUGCGGCCACCCCGGGCUCCUUGCAACGCUCUCGCAGUGACAUUGAUGUGAAUGCGGCAGCCACUUCCAAGUCCAAAGCAGCAUCUUCCACCGCUACUGCACCUUUCAUCGCUGCUGCUGCCUUACCCCCAGGGUCUUACGCAUCACUAGGUCGGAUCCGCACAAGGAGACAGAGUUCCGGAAGUAACAGCAGCGCCACGUCAGUCCAAAUAGACACCCGCGGUCGUAGCAGAGCCAAAAUUGUAUCCCAGUCCCAGCGAUCCAGAUCAGCGAAUCCAGCCAGCGCCGGCAGCAGAUCCAACUCUCCUGGGAAGUUGCUGGGAAGUGGGUACAGCAGUCUGGCGACCAGCGCCCAGAGGGUCCCGCAGGUACCGUCCACGGAAAAGAGAAGCAAGAUUCCUCGUAGUCAGGGCUGCAGCCGAGAGACCAGCCCCAGCAGGCUAGGACUGGCCCGGAGCAGCCGCAUUCCCCGACCCAGCAUGAGUCAGGGGUGCAGCCGCGACACCAGUAGUUCCUUUUCCAGAAACUCCACCCCGCAAGCUUCCAUUAAUAACCUUGUAUCCUGCUUUAUUUUUCUUUUGUUAGAUCGCUAUGGAAUGGGCCUGGCGGGAAGACAACCGUCCUCCAUGAGCGCAAUGAGGGUCCUCAGCUCUAGUACAGACCUUGAAGCUGCCGUGGCAGACGCUCUGAAAAAGCCCGUGAGAAGGCGCUAUGAGCCGUACGGGAUGUAUUCUGAUGACGACGCUAACAGUGACGCAUCUAGCGCAUGUUCAGAAAGGUCUUAUGGAUCACGGAACGGGGGGAUUCCGCACUACCUGCGCCAGACAGAGGACGUGGCGGAGGUCCUCAAUCAUUGCGCUAUUUCCAAUUGUUCAGAGAGGAAGGAGGGACUGAUGGGACUACAAAACCUGCUCAAAAGUCAGCGGACGCUCAGCCGCGUGGAGCUGAAAAGAUUGUGCGAGAUAUUCACUCGGAUGUUUGCUGAUCCGCACAGCAAGCGUGUGUUCAGCAUGUUCCUGGAAACCCUGGUGGAUUUCGUCAUCAUUCACAAGGACGACCUGCAGGACUGGUUGUUCAUUUUACUGACCCAACUCUUGAAGAAAAUGGGGGCCGACCUGCUGGGUUCGGUGCAGGCCAAAGUCCAGAAAGCACUCGACGUGACAAGGGAUUCCUUCCCGUUUGAUCAGCAGUUUAACAUUUUGAUGCGGUUCAUCGUGGAUCAGACUCAGACGCCGAAUCUCAAGGUGAAAGUCGCCAUCUUAAAGUACAUCGAGUCGCUGGCCCGGCAGAUGGAUCCUACAGACUUUGUGAACUCCAGCGAGACGCGGUUAGCGGUCUCCAGGAUCAUCACAUGGACAACCGAACCAAAGAGCUCAGAUGUCAGGAAGGCGGCACAGAUCGUCCUGAUCUCUUUGUUUGAGCUGAACACGCCGGAGUUCACCAUGUUACUGGGUGCUUUGCCGAAAACAUUCCAGGAUGGAGCAACCAAACUACUCCACAAUCAUCUGAAGAACUCCAGCAACAGCAGCGUGGGAUCGCCAAGCAAUACCAUGGGCCGAACCCCUUCCCGGCACUCAAGCAGUAGGUCAAGUCCUCUAACAUCUCCCACCAACUGUUCCCAUGGAGGCCUCUCCCCAAGCCGGCUGUGGGACUGGAGUGCAGAUGGGCUGCCCAAACACCUCCCUCCGCCAUCACACUCCAUCCCCACUGCGCCGUCUCGCAAGGCGUUCAGACACUCUUACUCUCCGAGCCUUCUAGAUUACGACACGGAAAAUCUGAAUUCUGAUGAAAUUUAUAGUUCGCUCCGCGGCGUCACCGAAGCCAUUGAGAAAUUUAGCUUCCGCAGCCAAGAGGAUCUAAAUGAGCCCGUUAAGCGAGAUGGAAGGAAGGAUGACUUGGUCUCCCGAGAAGCCGGAAUGGCAUCCCCUGUCAGCGAUCUCCGCGGAGGAUCAGAUGUUGUGGAAGGAGGACGAAUGGCUCUAGACAACAAAACCUCACUGCUGAACACACAACCGCCUCGCGCGUUUACCGGUCCACGUGGACGAGAGUACAGCCCUUACCCCUACUCAGACUCUAUCAAUAGCUAUGACAAGACCGCACUUAAGGAAGCAGUGUUUGAUGAUGACAUGGACCAGCUGCGUGAUGUUCCUAUUGACCACUCUGACUUGGUGGCCGACCUGCUGAAAGAACUGUCCAAUCACAAUGAGCGGGUGGAGGAAAGGAAAGGUGCCCUCUGUGAACUGCUAAAGAUAACUAGAGAAGACAACCUUGGUGUUUGGGAGGAGCACUUCAAAACUAUUCUCCUUCUUCUCCUGGAGACUCUCGGAGAUAAAGAUCAUGCUAUUCGAGCUCUCGCAUUACGAGUACUCCGAGAAAUCCUGAGGAACCAGCCAGCCAGGUUUAAAAAUUAUGCUGAGUUGACGAUCAUGAAGACUCUAGAGGCUCACAAGGAUUCCCAUAAAGAGGUCGUCAGAGCUGCGGAAGAAGCGGCCUCCACCCUAGCUAGCUCCAUACACCCCGAGCAAUGCAUCAAAGUUCUCUGUCCCAUCAUCCAGACUGCCGAUUACCCUAUAAAUCUGGCUGCCAUCAAGAUGCAAACUAAAGUCAUCGAGAGGAUUUCCAAGGAGUCUCUGCAUCAGAUCUUGCAGGAUAUUAUUCCCGGUUUGUUACAGGGCUACGAUAAUACCGAGAGCAGCGUCCGCAAAGCAAGCGUCUUCUGUCUUGUAGCAAUUUAUUCUGUCAUUGGAGAGGAGUUGAAGCCGUAUCUUGCGCAGCUCACAGGCAGCAAGAUGAAACUUCUAAAUUUGUACAUAAAAAGAGCGCAGACGACGAACAGCAACAGCAGCUCCUCAUCGGAUGUUUCCACGCACAGUUAGGGAGCAGAUCGCAUCCUCGGGCGACUUUUAGAGAUCGGCAGCAGAGCGCACGCCGGCACCUUCCACACAGAGGGGACGUGUCCAGUGGCGGGCCAUUCAAUAUUAUUAACACUAAUACAAACGACAACUUCAUCUUUGGAGGAGCCGACGAGGUUUUACAGAGCUCCAGAGCUGAAGGGGUUUCAUUAGUCAAGAUAAUGGUGUAUCUCUUGUCCAUUUGCUAGGAUUUCCUAAAAACAAAAAUAAAUAAACUGCCCCUCCUCCAGAGCUGCGGGGUGAAGAAGCGAACAGCAGUGCCUCAUGCCUUUCUGCAACCGCACCUCCCAAUAUUUGUUGCAAUCAGUAUUUUAUUUAAAAUGUAUGUGAAUUUUUUUUUGGGAAUUGAAUGUAGAGGGAAAUUGUGACUCAGUGGUAAGACAAAAUUAUCCUACAUGAAAGCCAGACAUUUAGCAUUUGAAAUAUGUUGGCUUUAGAAUUUGCAGGCGGCCUAAAGUUUGCACUC
Messenger RNA from Nanorana parkeri, 5421 nucleotides. It is a transcript of the gene CLASP1, whose product is annotated as cytoplasmic linker associated protein 1. Bases 282 to 4919 code for a protein of 1545 amino acids. Gene Ontology annotation, cellular component: microtubule organizing center; cytoplasmic microtubule; mitotic spindle. Gene Ontology annotation, molecular function: kinetochore binding; microtubule binding. The record is from RefSeq and is a predicted model, not a curated record. The transcript is spliced from 39 exons. Lineage: Eukaryota; Metazoa; Chordata; Amphibia; Anura; Dicroglossidae. Gene Ontology annotation, biological process: mitotic spindle assembly.